Molecule: messenger RNA, 2275 nt
Organism: Malaya genurostris
Lineage: Eukaryota; Metazoa; Arthropoda; Insecta; Diptera; Culicidae
Product: F-box and leucine-rich repeat protein 13-like
Exons: 2
Coding region: 153-1838 (561 amino acids)
Biological process (GO): SCF-dependent proteasomal ubiquitin-dependent protein catabolic process
Cellular component (GO): SCF ubiquitin ligase complex
Molecular function (GO): protein binding
Source: RefSeq, a predicted model, not a curated record
UCUGUGACAUUCGGUAUUUGUAAACAUUUAAUUCCGUGAAAGUGUCCGUGAUUGCGGCUUUGUUUUGUUGCUUCGUGUCAUAUUUUCAAUAAUAAUAUAAUUAUCGCUCAUUUCCAGUUAAUCCGUGGGUUCUAGCAAUCGUCAGCGUUGCGAUGGAGCCACCUAACGUUGAAACAAACCUGCUGCCCCGAUUACCCACGGAAAUUUUGGUGAUGAUUUUCCAACAUUUACCAAUGUCCGACUUGGCCAAGGUGCGCAUUACUUGCCACCACUGGUAUGACACUGUUUGCCAUACUUCUUCACUAAUGGAAAGAUUUAUGCUAUCGUUCAAAAACUGCCGUCUCUAUGAAGGCUGUGAACAGACACGAGUGCUAUCGAAAACUAAGAGCAGCUAUUCCAAGGUUACACUGAAGGCAGUAUCUAUCGAAGAUGCGGAUACCUUAUGGCGAUCACUAGGCCGACAUUUGCAAGACCUCACCCUGAACGAUUGCUCUCUCUCGGGGGACACAAUGGUCCAGAUGCUACGGCUCACGCCACACCUUAAAUACUUUGCCCUGAAAACAACCAAGUUCGAGGAGUUUCGGCUUCAAAAUGUCACCGUAGACUUCCGAUUAACGAAACUAGAAACACUCACCCUUCGGUCCAUCUUCGUUUACGAUGAAUGCUUCGAUAUGUUUAUGAAAAUAUGUCCACGGUUGAAAGUUUUGAAAUUGAAUUACUCUUCGUUUGAAGGAUGGGGCGAAAAGCUUGUCCAGUUUGUUCAAACGGUACGAAGUUCAUUAGAGGGAAUCAACUUAAGCUAUACCAAAGUUGGUGCAACACUACUACACAAAAUUUCAACAAUCGAACGAUUGAGGUUGAAGAAAAUUUCUCUUAAGUCAAGUUAUGAUCUGAAACAGAGGGACAUCAUUCAACUUAGCAGAGUUCAACCCUCGAUAGUGCACCUAAAUAUCGAUAACCUGUUUCCGGCCGAUGAUCAAAUACUCAGUGAAAUAAGUCGAAACCUUCCGAACAUGAAACGAAUCAAAUUGCACAUUUGUAGGGUGCAUAAUCUACAGCAGUCGUUUUUAUGCAACAUGCAACGCUUGGAGUAUCUGAAGAUAACAGACGCCACACACGUGGCAGGUAAUCUGGAUCUUAGUGCGUACGAAAACGUUCACCUGGAAAAGCUCUAUGUUUCGGCUGCAACGUUCUCACGAAACACCUUGCCACGAUUUUUCGAAAAGACACCCAACAUUCGAAGCUUAACGCUGUAUCAAUGUUCGUACGAAAACAUCCACGAUUUGCAGCUGUCGUUUGCUUUUCUGAAAGCACUGGAAUACUUGAACCUUCAGCGCACGUUCGAUAUCGACGACAGUUUCUUCAGUAGAAGUGUGUUCGAUAGCGUAAACAUGCCGUUCGAGCGUAUACGAUUUUAUCCAGUGACUAAUCUGACCAAGCUGUGCUAUUUAAAUUUGAGCCGCUGCAGGGAUCUCUCAGAUGAAACACUGGUAGCGUUGAGUUUUCCACGAUUGAAAAAAAUCGACCUCCGCGGUCUGAACAUCACUGCCUUCGGAAUCAGAGCGCUGGUUCGGCAAUGUCCUCGGUUAGAGUAUGUCCAUGUGGAUGCUUGCAAACGAGUAUGUGACAAUGCGGUGCUGUUGCUGUGCCGUGACUUGAAGCGACUCAAACUGCUCAAUCUAGAUGGAUGUCGAUCGAUAACGGAUGCCUCGGUAGAUCACGUGGCGAAUUACGGACGAACGCUGGCGUGGCUAAAUAUGAUGAACUGUCCGCUGUUAAGCGAGGAUGCUAAGCAUCGAUUGGAAAACAUGAGAAGCAUACGAUCGCUGUAUGUUUAGUAAUAAUGUGAUGAGAAAUAGAAUGCUGGUGUUGGUGGAGGGUAAUUAUUUAUUGUAGAUCCGAAGUCUCGUAAAACUGAGCACAAUAAAUUUGCAUCCAGUAGCAAAUCUCUACCCGUGUGAUUCGAAGCGGACUUAUUUACAACUCAAACAUUUUCACGAACGGUUUGAUUACGGAAAUUGAGACAAUUUUAAAUCGUAAUUUUAGAUUGAUUGUGUGUUCCGGUUAGUCUACACAAUUUCCGUGUACAGCAAAAAGUGAAUCCGGACGUGAAAGAAUCAAUUACGCAUUACAUGUUGUAGAGAAUGUAGCAUAAACUUGCAUAUCGAAAUAUAUAUAUAUUUUAAAUUAAUCUUGUUUCAACGUAUGAAUUCAAUCAAUGUAGAGAGCAUCUUCUAUUCGUAGUUUGGUUAUAAGAUGAACUCCAUACAAAUGA